AUGGCUCGCAAAUCACAUUUCAUCGAACAUGACGACGAUGCCCCCGAUCAAGAGGCCGGAAAAAGCGGCGACAAGUCCAAGUCAAAUUCAGCUCCGGGCUGGAAGUCUCUCUUCCAUUUCACGACUCGUAAACAUCUACCGAGUAUUCUGGUUGGCUCUAUAUUCGCCCUUCUCGCUGGAUGCGCGACAACGGCUCUGGCGAUUUUCCUGGGCGACGUGUUCAACGCUUUUACGGCUUUCGGAUCAGGAGAUAUCGAUUACGAUGGACUGCGUGGCAAGAUACUGACUGGUUGUCUGGGGAUGAUCGGAUUGGGGGCAGCAGGGUGGUUUCUCAACGGGGCCUAUUACGCAGCCUUCAUUAUAUUUGGAGAACUCCAAGCAUCGAAUGUCCGUCGAGACGUUUUCGUCGAAUUGUUGAGUCGGGAUGUGGAAUGGUUUGAGGCCCAAGAGGAAGGAUCCGGCGCUCUACUGUCUGGCAUCCAAGCCCAGAUACAAGACUUGAAGAUCGCGACGUCACAACCACUCGGACUUGUGCUCCAAUAUUCAUGCCGAUCGCUUGCGUCCCUUGGGCUAGGAUUGUUUACAUCAUGGAGUCUUUCACUGGUGACACUCGCAGGGUUUCCCGUCUUCUCGAUGAUAGUCGCAUUUCUGUCUACGAGAAUUAAUCCCAGCAUCGUUGCACAACAAGCGGAACUUACACAAGCCUCGAAAAUCGCGAACAAUGCGAUAUCUUCAAUCGACAUGGUGAAAUGUUUCAAUGGCCAGGGAUUCGAAGUUCGGAAUUUUGCGAGCAGAAUUCAGAAGUCGGCCGUCCACUACCUCCGACAAGCGAGAUUGAAUUCUCUGCAGAUUGCAUUCAUUCGGUGGAUGGUUUUCGGGAUGUUCGUUCAAGGCUUUUGGUACGGGAGUUCACUUGCCCGAGCUGGAAAGCUGUCCCCCGGAGAAGUGCUGCGGACUUUUUGGGCUUGUCUGACCGCAGCACAGUCGAUCGAGCAAGUUCUUCCACAGAUGAUUGCUAUCGAGAAAGGAAAAAUCGCGGGCGAACUCCUGAAGUCGAUAAUACAGUCUCGUGCGAUCGACCGGAGGAACAGUGAGUUGAAAGGUUCUUUGUAUCCGAUGCAUUGCGAGGGAGAUGUCGAAGUCAACAAUGUGUCAUUUGCAUACCCAAGCCAGCCCGAAACAUGUGUCCUCCAGCCAUCAACCUUCUUUUUCCCUGCGGGUGAGACGACCUUCGUCAUUGGAAAAAGUGGAUCGGGGAAAAGCACACUUGGCCAACUCCUGAUGCGCUUCUAUCUUCCAACAUCAGGAGAAAUACUGAUCGACGGAAAGCCACUCAACGAAAUCAAUGUCAGCUGGACCCGAAACAACAUCACGCUUCUCGAACAAAAAAGCGUUUUAUUCAAUGACUCUGUACUCCGAAACAUUGCAUUCGGCAGCAAGAAUCACCAGGAAAUCACAGGAUACGAUGCUGAAGUUGCGAUUGACAUGGCCAUGCUUCAAAGUACCAUCGAAAGUCUACCACAGGAACUGGAUACUUGUGUGGGACCGGGUGGAAGUUUCCUGAGUGGCGGGCAGCGGCAACGGGUGGCCAUAGCCAGGGCAAGACUCCGUGACACGCCAAUUCUGAUACUCGAUGAACCGACUAGUGCGCUCGACCAUACAAAUCGCCUAGCUAUAAUGAACGCAAUAAUAGAAUGGAGGAAAGGAAAGACAACGAUUAUCAUUACGCAUGAUAUGUCUCAGAUUCUUGAAAAUGAUUUCGUUUACGUACUGGAACAAGGAUCUAUUGUUCACUCGGGCUAUCGCCAAGAGCUGGAGAUGCAACCAGGAGCGGAAAAGUACUUCCAACCAAAGGAGAAAAUUGAGAUGGAGAACAAAAAGAAAAACGAAAGACACCGAAGUGAAGCCUCGAGCUUUUAUGAAGACGAUUUGGAUGAUGGCUUGCGUGACUUGCCGAGUUUACCGCCACGGGCUCGUCAAGAAAACAGACAGACGUGGGCGCAUCAUCACCUACCACCAGGUCUCCGGUCAAGUACAAUAGAUAUAGCUUCUAGAAAGCACGGCAUCUCUCUCAAUCGAUCUGAUGAAUCAUCAACAACAAGCCCCAACACUCGCAAAAAGCGACUUUCUCGUAACACAAGGGUAUCCCCAGUGCCCGAAAGAACCCAGCUUCCAUCCCAAGGCUGGAUAAAAUCACUACAGACAAUGCCCGAAGAAGUGGAGAUGGGCGAAAUACAAAUUCAUUUCCCGGACAUUAACAAAGUGCGUGAACUAUCGAAUGACGAUGAUUCCCAGGUUCCGAACCAGCCACAGGAAACCAAACGCCCGAGGAUUUCUCGCAGACUGUCUCGGCGAGAGCGUGGGACCUCACGCCCGUUGAAAAAAGAGAAGUCAACUACCCUGUCACAUAUCAUGGGAACGGUGUUCCCAAAUUUGACAAGCAAGCAACGAGUCAUUCUGAUUCUGGGAAUCCUUUCUUCAUUGACCCAUGCCAGUGCGACACCAAUCUUCUCAUUUUGCCUCUCGAAGCUAUUUACCACAUUCGAUGCCGGGAGCGACAGCGCCAGACUGUCCAUGGUAUGGUCUCUAGCGGUUCUAGGGGUAUCUUUUGGAGACGGCUUGGCUUCAUUUUUCAUGCACUAUUUCCUGGAGUUCUCAGGGGAGGCCUGGAUGGAUACUAUUCGCAACCGCGCAUUCAAGCGGAUCCUGGAUCAACCACGAGAUUGGUUCGAGAAUGACGGAAAUAGUGCUUCAAGACUGACGGCAUUUUUGGAUCAAAAUGGCGAGGACAUGCGUAACCUUCUCGGCCGUUUUGCUGGAUAUGUCAUUGUGGCUGCUUCAAUCACCGUGAUGGCGAUCAUCUGGAGCCUGGUGAUGUGUUGGAAGCUAACGUUGGUGGCCAUUGCUUGUGGCCCUUUCAUUUAUGCGAUUACUCGGGGAUUUGAAGCUACGAAUUGUCUGUGGGAGCGACGGACAAAUGCAGCAAAUACUGUUGUUUUCGACAAUUUUACGGAGACAUUCUCGGAGAUUCGUACUGUUAGGACGCUGACACUUGAGGGGUACUUUCAUCACAAGCAUACGCAAGCUAUGUCGCGAUCCUUGACUGUCGGUCUGAAGCGUGCCGUUUAUACUGGCAUGCUUUUCGGUAUGGUCGAGUCCACUGUGAUUUUUGCGAACGGGUUACUCUUUUACUAUGGAGGAGUACUCGUGGGUUAUGAGUAUACUGUCAAUCAAGUGAUGAUGGUUUUCUCGUUGCUCCUUUUCGGAAUUGGCUAUGCUGCACAGAUUCUGUCCUGGAUUCCUCAAAUUAAUACAGCUCGAGAAAUUGCCUCGCAGCUCCUACGGCUGGCCAACUUACCUCGCGAUGAUUCUCACGAACACCGUGGCCAUUUGAAGGCCUCUGAUCUAACGCCGAUCAAGUUGACGGCAACAAAUUUUCGAUAUCCGUCUCGACCGAAUACUCUAGUCCUCAAAGAUGUCUCUAUAAACAUCAACAGGAACUCCUGCACUGCCAUUGUGGGACGCUCUGGGUCCGGCAAAUCCACCAUCGCCUCCCUUCUGUUGGCCUUGUAUGAAGCCCCGCUUGAUCGAUCAGGUCGACCUACCGUGACACUUGGUGGCCAUGACAUCCUGCGACUUCAUGUGCCAACUCUUCGCUCACAGAUCGCAAUAGUCUCUCAGCAACCGACUAUUUUCCCAGGUACCAUUCACGACAACGUCCGCUACGGCAUGAGUGGUCACUCGGUCUUAGCUUCUGAAGGCCAUGUUCGCGAAGCCGCCCAAGCUGCCGGCAUUGAUGACUUCAUCGCUUCGCUCCCGAGGGGAUAUUCUACUGUGAUCGGCGACGGUGGGGUGGGUCUUUCAGGUGGACAGAAGCAACGCAUCGUAAUCGCGCGCGCUCUACUCCGCCAACCCCAGAUCCUGAUUCUCGACGAAGCCACCUCCAGCCUCGAUCCUGCCGGGGCACGAAUCGUCCAGGAAACGAUCCGUCGACUCAUAGCCACGCGCAGCAAUUUGACAGUGAUUCUUAUCACCCAUUCCAAGGAAAUGAUCGAAAUUGCGGAUAAUGUUAUUGUGCUUGACCAGGGCGUCGUGGUCGAAGAUGGGCCUUGCAGGCCUCUUUCCCAGCGUGUUGGCGGCAAAUUGUACAAUCUGAUCCAUGAUCCUGAGGUUCAGGCUGAUUAG
Molecule: messenger RNA, 4185 nt
Organism: Penicillium manginii
Lineage: Eukaryota; Fungi; Ascomycota; Eurotiomycetes; Eurotiales; Aspergillaceae
Product: ABC transporter ATP-binding protein
Exons: 5
Coding region: 1-4185 (1394 amino acids)
Biological process (GO): transmembrane transport
Cellular component (GO): membrane
Molecular function (GO): ATP hydrolysis activity; ATP binding; ABC-type oligopeptide transporter activity
Source: RefSeq, a predicted model, not a curated record